AUGUUUCAGUUAUUGCGGCAAUGGGGGGCAAAAGCGGAUGAUGCUGACGACUCUGGUCGCCAUCCAUUGCAUUAUGCAGCAGCAAGAGGACGUAUUGAUUUUAUCCAAGAAGUUGUCGCAAUAGUCCCAAACUCUCUUUCCGCUCUCGAUCGUCAUCUUCGCAGUCCUCUCCACGUCGCCUCACUAAGAGGUUUCCCUGAUGUUGUUAAAUUAUUCGCUAAGGAGGAUCCCACUGGUCUCACACGAAGAGACAUAUGGGAUUUAGACAGUUACACAUUAGCUGUAACAGCAGGCCACUCAGUUACUGCUCGGGUUAUCAAGGAGCUCCUUCAAGAGAGAGGAGUCGAAGUAGCAGAAGUUCAAAAUAGGAGUUUGUCUCUCACAGUUCCAACUAUCCAACUAGAACUGUCGCCAUUAGAGCUCACAGUGCUCGACGUUUUGGUGACUGGUCUUCACGAAGUGGAACGGGAACAGCUGUCUCGCUGCAUCCGUCGUCUUGGGUCAGAAAUGUGUCUUUCGCUUUAUAGAACAACGAUGGAGAUUCAGGCAAAAGGAGGAAUUCCAACAAAAGAUCGAUCUCGAGGGAAGACAGCUGGCGGCGUUUUCUUGGGAUUGAUUCAAGAGAAAGUUCGUAAUGGUGAAAUUCAUAAAGAUCAUUGGACUUACAUUCGCGCUGUGAGUCUCUACAGAGCAAAAUAUUGA
Molecule: messenger RNA, 702 nt
Organism: Condylostylus longicornis
Lineage: Eukaryota; Metazoa; Arthropoda; Insecta; Diptera; Dolichopodidae
Exons: 6
Coding region: 1-702 (233 amino acids)
Molecular function (GO): protein binding
Source: RefSeq, a predicted model, not a curated record